This is a messenger RNA of Pedinophyceae sp. YPF-701, 1395 nucleotides long. NCBI's taxonomy places the organism in Eukaryota, Viridiplantae, Chlorophyta, Pedinophyceae. The record is from the annotation of a GenBank genome assembly.
AUGAUGGGGGGCGAGACGAUGUGUGUCUGCUCGGGCCGCACGGCCACGCGCGUCGCGUCGCUGCGCACCAGAGCUCUGCCCAAUCGCGCGACGGGGAUCCGGGGGGGCAACAGGGGCGCAACUGUGCGCCCCAGUCGCCUCAAUUUGCAGCACUCGGCGCUGCGCGCGGUGAAGCCCACCUCCGGCGACGCCGCGGUCGAGCAGAAGCCCGCCGAGGACCUCAAGAACGCCGUGGACCAGGCGGAACGCUCCGACGGCGCCCCCUCCGGGGCCGAGCUCGAGGAGCUGCGCAGCGCCGUGCCCGUGCAGGAUGCGGCGCAGCCCUCCACGCCCGCCGGGGACUCGGCCGCGGUCGCGGAGUCCAUCGAGCGCGCCCGCAAGCUCCCGCCCCGCGAGCCGGACGGCGCCGCGGACGAGCUCGCGGACGUCAGCGAGCGCGCGGGCGACCGCGCCGAGAAGCUCCUCCAGGGGUCCCUCAAGGGCAUGCUGCUGCUCAACCUCGGCGCGGCGCUGUUCGGGAGCAACCAGGUGGUGAUCAAGGAGGUCGAGUCCGGGAUCCUGUCGCCCGACGGGGUCAACGCGCUGCGGUUCGGGCUCGCCGCGCUGCCGUUCGCGGGCGCGGCGGCGCGCGGGCUGCGCGACCCGGAGAUGCGGAAGGCCGCGUUCGAGCUCGGGCUGUGGCUCUUCAUUGGGUACACCGCGCAGGCCGUCGGGCUCGCGGAGACGGACGCGAGCCGCGGGGCGUUCACGGGCACCUUCACCGUGCUCACCGUGCCCAUCCUCGUCGGCCUCUCGGGGCGCAAGAUCGCCGGGUCGACCUGGGCCGCUGCCGCCGCAGCCAUCUUCGGCGUGUCGCUGCUCGUGGGCGACCCCACGUCCGCGCCGCCCAACUCGGGCGACAUUUGGUGCGUCGUGUCGGCGGUGCUGUUUGGCGUGCACAAGUUCCGCACCGAGUCCAUCACCGCGCGGUUCGAGGACACGCUCGCGCUCAUGGCCGUCCAGCUGGCGGUGCUGGCCGGCGCGUCGACGGUCGCGUGCGUGCCCGAGAUCGCCGGCCUGCUGACAGCGCCCGAGGGCGCCGUCGAGGCCGUGACCAGCGCCGCGGCGCAGGUGCCGUGGUGGCAGAUCGCGUACAUGGGCCUCGCGACCACCGCCCUGACGCUGUGGAUCGAGAUGGAGUCGCUGAAGGAGGUGUCGGCGCCGCUCGCCGCGCUGAUCUACACCGCCGAGCCUCUGUGGGGCGCGAUGUUCGCGUGGGUGCUCCUGGACGAGCGCUGGGGCGCCGCCGGGUGGGUCGGCGCGGCGAUCAUCGUGGGCUCCAGCGCCGCGGCGCAGCUCAAGGGGGACACGAGCAAGGCGCCGCGCCCGGAGAAGGCCGCCGGGAAGGAGCAGUGA